Mytilus trossulus (common blue mussel) is the source of this 952-nucleotide messenger RNA. RefSeq names its product toll-like receptor 4. NCBI's taxonomy places the organism in Eukaryota, Metazoa, Mollusca, Bivalvia, Mytilida, Mytilidae. The coding region runs from base 114 to 950 and encodes 278 amino acids. Gene Ontology annotation, biological process: toll-like receptor signaling pathway; inflammatory response; immune response. Gene Ontology annotation, cellular component: plasma membrane. The transcript has a single exon. Gene Ontology annotation, molecular function: transmembrane signaling receptor activity. The record is from RefSeq and is a predicted model, not a curated record.
UUAUUCUGGAUACAAAUGAGUUUACUGAUAUUCCAAUAACAGUAUCAGAUUUUCGUAAAUUGAUACAUUUAGAUUUAAGAAAAAACAAAAUAGAAUAUAUACACAAGUACUCGAUGGAUGAUAUCGAUAAGGCGGUGAGCGACGGGUGCAAUUUGACAAUUUUUCUAACUGGAAACCCACUUAAAUGCAACUGUGACACUGUAGAUUUUAUCGAAUGGUUAUUUAAAACAAAUGUUAAACUUGAUGCAGAAAGAAAUUAUCCAUGUGUUGAUACGGAUGGAUUAGCUCGGACGACUAAAAUGGCGUAUUCUAAGCUUCGUGAAACAAAGUUAAACUGCAUUUCAACUACAUACCUGACAAUAUCUAUAAUAUUAUCAUCAAGUGUCGUUAUAUUUGUAAUAAUGGCGUCAUGGUUUUGUAAAUACAGAAUAGCACUAAAAUAUUGGUAUUACAACAUUCGGUGGAAGUAUCGGUUAUAUAAAGACAUUAACACUCGAACUAACUUUACGUAUGAUGUAUUUAUUGGUUAUCAUCACACUGACCAAAAGUUUUUGUCGGAUAAAGUGGUUGCUUUUCUUGAGAAAGAGAAGGGCCUUAAGCUCUGUCUUCAUCAACGUGAUUUUCUUGCUGGACUUUAUAUCGCUGAUAAUAUCAUAAGUGCAAUCAAAGAUAGUCGAAAAGUUCUUUUUAUAAUGACAAACAAUUAUCUGAAAAGUAAAUGGGGGAAAUUUGAAUUCGACAUGGCACGUAUGCAAAUGUAUCAAGAAAAUCUUGAGCCGCUAAUUGUAAUAUUGCUAGAAGAUAUUCCACCAUCGGACAUGCCCAGUGACCUGCUAGAUAUUUGGGAACGGAUAACAUGUAUAGAAGCAGAUGAUAUCGUUCGUGAAUCUACUCAAGCGUUCAGUGGUCACCAGUUUUGGGAAAAACUAUACUUAGCCGUGAAACCGUAACA